Messenger RNA from Nerophis lumbriciformis (worm pipefish), 588 nucleotides. NCBI's taxonomy places the organism in Eukaryota, Metazoa, Chordata, Actinopteri, Syngnathiformes, Syngnathidae. The record is from RefSeq and is a predicted model, not a curated record.
AUGCAGCGAGGCUCCCGUUUGAAGAGAGAACUUGACAUGUUGACCAACGAACCACCACCGGGGAUUACAUGCUGGCAGAUCGAGGAACACAUUGACGACUUGCAGGCUCAAAUAGUUGGUGGUACAGGAACUCCAUAUGAAGGCGGCGUCUUUUCCCUGGAGAUCAAAAUUCCUGAAAGAUAUCCUUUUGAGCCACCGAAAAUUCGAUUCUUGACUCCCAUUUACCACCCAAACGUUGACACUGCUGGACGUAUCUGUUAUGAGGCUCUCAAACUCCCUCCAAAGGGAGCCUGGAGGCCCUCCUUGAAUCUCCCAACACUUCUCACUUCCAUCCAAUUUCUGAUGGCUGAACCAAAUCCGGAUGAUCCUCUAAUGGCUGAUAUAGCAUCAGAGUUCAGAUACAACAAGCAGCUGUUUACACAGAAGGCCAGGAAAUGGACCGAGGAACAUGCUGUUCAGAAGAUGAAGGGAUUCUUGGAGACCAGCAACAAAGACAAUUUGCGAAAUCAGAACGUACCGUCACGCAAGAGAGCAUUGCCUGAUGCUGUGCAGGACCAAAAUGAGUUGGCAAAAAAAACUGCUUUAUAG